Lingula anatina is the source of this 12204-nucleotide messenger RNA. RefSeq lists its product as uncharacterized. The record is from RefSeq and is a predicted model, not a curated record. NCBI's taxonomy places the organism in Eukaryota, Metazoa, Brachiopoda, Lingulata, Lingulida, Lingulidae. Gene Ontology annotation, biological process: signal transduction.
CGCGACUAGAUAGCAGCACAGGUCUCACAUGCACAGUGGGCGAGAAAAAUGUCCAAGUGAAAAUAGGACAGGUGCAAACAUAGAAAUGGAAGUCCCAGUGUUGGUAACAUGAUUGAGCUUAUAUGGCUUGAUUCAUUUGUACACUAGCAGGGAGCAGUUGGUGUGUGAGUUUGCACGUAAUGAUGCAGAGGUUCAUCCUCUGAAGAAACCUGUUCAGUUUUGCUGGUUGUUUUAUGCCAGAGACUUCAUGAUGAUGAAGAAAAAAUUCAUGAGUGAACCCCCACUUCCACCUCCACCACUGCCACAGACAGAAGCUGUUUCAAAACAUGAUCCAAAUUUGUCAGAGACAAAAAACUAUACAAGACCAGCAAUAGAUCCCCUGGCACUGAGAGCCGUCAAGUUAAAGGCAACAAAUUCCCAGAAGGACCCAUCACGUGUUUUGGGCUAUAAAGAGUUGUAUGAAGAUUUGAAUCCUACAGAUGUCAAUGUUCAUAAUAUCCCUGAGAGGGCGCUCUAUAGUCUGCCUGUUAUGGCAGUUACAAAAAUCAUCAAAGCAGCACAUCCACAGCCUUUCACCCUGAAUUUCAAGGGGUUGGACGUAUUGACAGAUCUCUUAUUUAGCCACCUGGCUCUGGAAGAGAAGAAACAUGAGAACUUUGAUGGGAUAAAGACUAUUGACUGCAGUGGUUGCAGAUACCUGACAGAUUAUGGUGUACAGUGGAUGUGUAAGGUGUUUAAGUCAUUGGAAGAGGUCAUAUUAGAUGGCUGCCCUCUUCUGACAGAAAAAUCUCUCUGGUCCCUGCUCAGACUUGGAGUGAAAAAAAUUUCCAUGCGGGGGACAAUGGUCACUUUUGUCCCUUUUCUUCACAAAGAGAGGCGGUCAAAUGAUAAAGGGCCUAGCCACAUGGGUUUGUUGGAGGGUGUGUGUGUUGAUUUAGAUGGCUGCCCAAUACACACACCAUUUCCAAGCAAACAACAUAUGACAAAGCUUCAAAAAUGGAUCGCUGGUUUCGAUAGAGAAGAGGUGCAUAUUCUGUCCCAAAGCCACAUAAUUACAGAGAAACUGGUGAUCUUGAACAGUCAAGCUCCAUACAGUUUCAGCCACUGGCUGAUGACUGGGCAGAGAAAAGAGUGCCAAAACAGAGUCAGCUUUACUGAAGCGUGGAAAGUUGAUGUUGAUUUGCCUCCUCAUGAUCAUGUGUUUUAUAACAUGGUGGAACUCAGUGGUCCUGAAAAGGAUCUGUCCAGUUUAUUUGUGUCAGAGGAUUGUUUGGUGGUAGUUCCUUUCCUUGCUUCAAAAUUUACUUCAAAAGAUCGGCUGAAGUUUUGGAUUUGUGUACAACAUGAUCGUUUGAUGCAUCAGAAGGAUAGACCAUAUAGAGUAAUAUUUGUAAAGAUGACUGAAAUGGGUGAAGAUGGGAAAGAUGCAAAAACAGACAUUGAUUUAAGUGAGAAGGAGUUGGAAGACAGUUUGCAAGAAAGACGAGAUAGUGUUCUUUUGGAGAAAAUCCUGUAUGACCCGUCCUUUAAACUAUCAAAAGAUCUUAAAUUUUCAGGGCAGCAAAAGUAUUCCAGUUUUGUCAACUCCAGAGCUUCAAUGCACAACCCAGUUUUGUUGAAGACAAGUCUAGAUGACAAGGAAAGUAUUAAAAAAUUCUGGGAGACCCUGAAGAAUGAAAUGGUUUGGAAUGAAAGAGACCCCCAAGAAAAAGACCCCCAAGAUGACCACUUAAAACAGAUGGCCAAGAGUGACCAGUGGCUAAGCUCUCCAGAAAUGAUCGAGGUGAUGAAAGCCGUUCAGCGCUUAGGAAAGAAACAAGCAGUCAUAUCAUUCCCAGAUCUCUACAAGGAAUUGGUGAAAGACAUAGAGGGUUGCAAGCUUUUGGUUUCUAAUGGAGACCAAUCACUUCUGAGCUCUGAAUCAAAGUCAGUAGAAGAAAAGAUGCUGGAGGAGACCAACAAAGCCAUUGGACCAGCAUAUUUUUACUAUCAGAAGGUUGUGGAAAGGAUGCACAGACAGGGAAUGUGUCUGUUCUUCCCAAAUAUAAAAAAUCAACCAGUCAUCACAGACUUUUCCUGGCUUCAAACUGAACUCAACAGAAUGAUAUCAAUACAGGAAGUCAGCAUCCCAGUGCCUCAAAACAAGCAGCCUGGGGACGGGAUUGAUACUCUGUACACCAUAUUGGAGAAGUUUGGAAUAAUAAUUCGACAAACAAAAGAGUUCCUGCUGACCUUUAACCUCCCAGAAGAACCAGAUUUCCCAAUGGACUCAUACUGGUCAAAUGCCCCUGCUUCCAAUGAAGUACAACUAUCAAAGUGUUUCCUGCCAGUGCCUGAGUUACCUCCAGGAUGGUUCUCUCUUCUGCUGAGAAAUUGUACCAAAAUAGCACCUUCUCUGCUGAUCUGGAAGAAUGGCCUCCUGGCACAGCAUGGCGCAAUUUCAGUGCUGCUUGAGAAGAUAGUGAUCCCAAAAUAUGAACCAGUUUGUGAUAAAUCUACUGACAAAGAUGAGAACAAAGAACCACCUCCUUUGAUUGGAGUGAAAAUUAAUGAAGAAAACUCUGGACCAUCACCACCUGAGGCUAUAGAGGAAACUCCCGAAAAGAAAUCAGAAAAUGACCAAGAGGCAUCAGUAUCUAUUCCACCACCGCCUCCACCACCACCACCACCACUACCGCCAAGAUCUUACAAAGCAUCAGGUUCUCGGCCACUGCCUCCACCACGUCCACCCAAACAAAUCAAGAGAUUCCCUGAGGGCGCCACUGUCGUAUACUUAGCAGUACGUACCACAUAUGUGUUGGAGAGAAAGUCGAGCCAAGAUAGCAUCAUGAAGUGUCUGUGGUCAGUUCUGAUGAAUUAUUUGCACAUCACGGGGUAUACUGCGCAGAAGUACAUGAUUUGUACUCAGAUCUUCACUCCAUGUCCUCAUUGGAAGGUAGAGGACACCUGCAAUAGGACCAAGUUCUAUCGUCACCACAUGGUUGCAACCAAAGACAGCUUGAAUCAGGGGGAACCAACUGCUAAGUGUGCAGACUGCAAAAAAGAGAUAAGCCUGGACCAUGUUUUGGGGCCAAGGAAUUUAACAAAAAAUCAUGGCUUGGCUCCUGUCCAUACUAUAGAGCAGAUACAAUUUGAUGUCAACCCUAAGGUGGACUAUAACAAGUGCUUUCUGUGCAAUCACUGUGCAUAUGAGGGGAUGGACUGCCCUUUUAAUGGAACAGAUGGAGAAACAUCAAGACACUGUGGUUGCAAGAACAAGGCUCUUCUGUGUCAUCACUGUGGGGUGUGCAGUAGGUGUACAAAGUUUCUCAACAAGGUCAAGAGGACAAUGUCACCAGGUCUGGGACCCUCCAAACCUUUUGGUGCAGUUCAGAUGUAUAAUAGUGACCGGUACUCAGUUGUCCGAGGUUCUCACAUUGACAAUGGAGGUAAAGCACCAUUGAGCCUUUCAAGCAAGUGGGCAUCAUUGGACCCAAUCCAUUUUCCUUACUUUGAGGUGAUGGUUGUGCCAGAAAAAAAUGCUGUCACUACAGAGAUUGUCAGAGCUCAUGGAAAGCCAUUUUUGCAAUAUAACUUAAAAUCUGGAGUGAUAGCUGACUACGGAGAUGAAAAUAAUGUGAUAGAACACAAAGAUGACAAGUGGAUCGUCUCAGAGACAAGUACCAUACGGUUUCAUAUGAGGUUUGAUACAGAUGGUAGCUGCAAAGCUUUGGACAAGGGCAAAGUGAGGAUUGAUCUUUACAAAAAUGGUGAAAUUAUUUUCACCAAAAAGACUCAACUUCAGAUUUUGUGUGGCAUGGUGACUCUUCGGGCUAUACGAAGCUAUAUUUUCCUCCAUGCACCAGGACUACAGGAGAUAGGAUUACCCCCUCCUAGAAAGCCUGUCACUGACAUGCUGGUGGAGAUUAAGAGUAAAACCUCUGAGACCUACAUCCUGGCAGAGAUAGCAGAAAGAAAUACUGAUUUUUAUGUUUUCAAGUCAGUAAUGGACCAGAAUCCAGAGAAGAUUUUUUUGGAGCCAUUUUCAACUGACAUUUUUCCUGUUUAUUAUUCUUUCUACAAUAACCUGCCCAGUGAUUAUUUCACAAUAGUUGAAUUGGAUGAGUGUCCCCACUGCAAGGAGAGAAAUAUCCAGAAGUUGUCAGAAUGUGAAUACUGUGCAACAUCACUGAGGCAGAUGGAGCUAGUGGUUUCAAAGAAAAAAGAAUUAAAGGGUAAUAAACUACAGCGUUUGUUGGAUAGGAACAGAGUCCCUCUCUGGUUGUUUCCACAGUGUCAGCGGGCAAAUAUGGAGCCUUACCCCACACCAUUGGCAGAUCAGAUAUUUAGUCGCGGUUGUGAAAUGCAUAUUCAGGCACCAGCACAAAUGGCAUGUCAGCUGGCACAAAGGCUUCCAUUUAUGGAUGACAUCAUAUUUGCACAAAAAGAUGUUGCUUUCACAGGUCGAGUUGCAGUAGUGCUGCCAAGCUAUGACUACAACAAGCUUCACUCAGUGGAGCUGUCUCACAUGAGGCAAGAGGCCCUGACAAGGGCAAGUGCAAAGAUGAGGCUACAUCCUUUGUGCUAUUUCAGAGCAAAUGCUGUUGAAAUGCUAGUGGGAUUGUCAGAUCGCAAGCUGUCCCGAGAGGAGUACGGAAAGUUCUGGCAAAUGCACCUGUUGGACAGCCCAGGAGAGGAAGUGAACCAAAUAGAAAUUUGGGAUUGUAUGGCAGUGCUUUUGUGUUGCCACACUAUUUUGAAUUCAAAGGAGUUGGAACUCGUAUCUUUCAAAAAAAUAUUCCCUGAUUCUGAACUCACUGAAUCUGAGGUGAAAAAACUGCUUCCUGGUCUCCUAGACUUGUAUGCUCAGGCCCUCAUGAUGCACGUACCACGACUUGACUUGCAAAGUUUUAUUCACAAGUCUCAUUUGGCAACUGCUGCCAGGCAUAUUGUGAGCAUCGGGCAGCAGAAUAAGAUGCUCCAGUACAUGAUUACACAGGAUGGAGAUGAGCUCUUGCUUUGCCAGGCACACAGUAACUGCCUAAUGGAUAAAAAUGACAAAGAGAGGAAGUUGACAGAAUUUCCAAUGUCCAACUUUUGUAUAGAAGGUGUAUCCCACGCUCCACUUAUUCGCUCCCUCAGCAUCUCCAACGCUGGCUUGGAAAAGCUCCCAGAAGAAUUCUUUUCAUCUUUUCUGUCUCUUGUGGAUUUGGAUGUCAGCAAGAACCUCCUGGUGAAUUUACCAAGAGGUAUUGGAAGUUGUAGAGCAUUGUGCAAGCUUAAUUUACAGAAGAACCAGUUGGAAACCCUGCCAGAAGAUUUUGCCGACCUCAAAGAGUAUCCUCUGGAGUUGGAUAUAUCUGGAAAUUCAUUCCCAGAAUUCCCUGAAAUUGUCUGCCACCUCGAAAAUAUGAUACAUCUUCAGGCAAAUGAGCUUCUGCUGGUGAGUUUGCCAGUAAGCUUUGGAAAGUUGAAGGAACUGCAGCAUCUCUCCAUGAAGAAUAACUGCUUGCAUGUGCUGCCACCUACUUUCUGUCAACUCAAGAGGCUCCAGUCUCUGAGUCUUUCUGGCAUGUGUUGGUUCAAAUGCCAGCCAAAGAUGUUUUUGUCUCUGGCAGAGCUUGUCCAUUCCAUCAAGGAAACUAGAGCAGAAAUAUGGCUGAAAAAGCACAAAGAUGAUGAAAAAACACUGUACAAAUUCUUUGAUGAGGAUUCCAAUGGAUUGCUGGAUGAGAAUGAAGUGGCCAAAAUGAAUGCCAGCCUGUUCCACAUAUUCCCUAGAUUCAGAGGAACAGAGGAACAGAGUGGUUUCCCUCCAGAGAUCCUAGAUCUAGAGAGCCUGGAGUUUCUUGAUCUUCAGUACCAGGGAAUAACUCACAUCCCAGACGGCAUUGGCAACCUGAAAAAACUAGACACCUUGAUACUGUCCAACAACCCUUACCUGGAGACCAUCUCUCCUUACACAGGGCGACUCCCUCUGAAACGCUUGGCACUAGAAGACUGCCCCUCAGUGCGUACACCACCCAAGGAAAUCAUCGCCAAAGGUUUCCAGUCCACUCUGGUGUAUUUGAGGAGGCUGUUAUCAGGAUCAGUGGAGUGCAAGAGGACCAAACUGAUGUUGGUUGGACUUGGUGGGGUUGGUAAAACUAGUUUGGUUAAGGCUAUAAUGAGUGGCCAGGGUACGACGGAAAAGACAACAGAGGUGCCCCAGGUGACUGAUGGGAUAGAUAUAUGUACUUGGACGGUGACACGAGACAGUGACAGCAUCAGCUAUUCUGUGUGGGACUUUGCAGGACAAACUGUGUACUACAACACACAUCAGUUCUUUCUCUCAGAUCGAGCAGUCUAUCUCCUCCUGUGGAACAUCCGCCAAGGUCACGAGCACGCUGGGUUAGACUUCUGGCUGAACUCCAUAGCCGUCCACGCCCCCAAGGCCCCCAUACUGGUGGUAGGCACUCACCUGGAUGAAGUGUCCAAGGUGGAGAUCCCUGUUGAAGAAAUGCAGGAAAAAUACAGUCAGAUUAAAGGAUUCCAUUUUGUCAGCUCUCACAGUGGGCAGGGCAUUCCAGUCCUCCAGGACCAGCUUCUUGAUGUGACCCUGGCUCAGUCUUAUAUGGGAGAACAGAUCCCUAAAGCUUGGCUCAAUCUGGAGAGAGAGAUCCUCAAACUGAGAUCUACCCAAAGUGUGGUGAAAUAUGAUGACAUCCAAACCCUGUCACAAACAAGGACUGGGAUAUUCGAUGAAUCAGAGCUGAGUCAAGCAGUUCAGUUCCUGCAUGACCUGGGCAGUCUACAGCACUUUGACAGCAGCUUCCUCAAGUCUCAUGUUGUCAUCAACCCACAGUGGAUUGUGGAUGUCAUGUCAUGUGUAGUGUCUGUCAUGGACUCUCCUAUUGUGGAUGGUAACUUUGAUCAUAAGGACAUCCCCAUUGUGUGGAAGAGUUACCCAGAGGACCUCCACAGCUGGCUGCUGCGUCUCACAGAGGAGUAUGACCUGACCUUUCAACUCCCAGACAAACCUGUCAAUCUUGUGCCGUGCCUUCUCCCCGAGAGGCAGCCUCACUUUGAGUGGCCAGAGGUGGACAGAGAGAGUGGCCACAGAGAGGCAAAGAUGGUCUACAAGUUUGAUUAUUUGCCUGCGGGACUCUUCAACAGAGCACAGGUGAGACUCUAUGAAUUUUCAGACAGCUCAGUGAUCUGGAAGAGAGGCUCCAUGUUGAGAAAGAACGGACAUGUGGCACUUCUGACACAGCUAAGAGACUCUGAACUUCAUGUUAAGGUGAUAGGCACCUCCCCAGAGAAUGUUCUGUUCCUGGUCCAUGAGGUGUACGAGGGUUUGAUCAUGGAGUCCUUCCAGGGGGUGGUGUACGACUACCUCAUGCCUUGUCCAGACUGUUCUAAAGCUCAUGUGCGUGACCCCCACAUGUUUGCAGCCUCCUCCAUCAGAAGAGCUACCCAGCUGAAGGCACCAUUCUUGCAGUGCUCCAAGUAUUUUCACGUCAUACCACUGAGAGAUUUACACAGCAUGAUGCCCCCAGAGAGUAGCUCGGAUUAUGACCUCCAGCUGGUCCAGACUGUGAGGGGACUGACUGACCUCAGGAAGGAUCUCACCGCAGAUAUAUUCAUCUCAUAUUGCGUGGCAGACUUACCAGAGAAGAAUGAGAGUCGUGUGUCACCAAAAGAUAUCUGUAGAGAUUUGGAGGAUUCUGGAUACAGAUGUUGGUUCCCAGAAGACCCCAGCUCUCAAAGUCUGGAGGCAACAGCCAUAGCACUGCGUGAUGCCAGGAUCUUUCUGGCCUGUAUCUCUGACAACUACAUCGAGGAUGGAGAGUGCUGCACCAUGUUUAAGUAUGCCACAACCACGCUGAAGAAAAAUAUCGUCCUGGUCGUCCUGGGCAACAGCAUGGAUUGGCAGACCAGUCAGAUUGGUUUGCUUGUGGCAGGAGAGCUGUAUGUGAACAUGCAACAAAAGGACCGCUACAACUCCAAAUUGGAAGAACUAGCAAGGAAGUUAGACAGUAACACCCUGCUGAAGAAAGAUGAGAGUGUGGACUACCCUCCAGUGUUCAUCAGUUAUUCUUGGGCCAAUUCUGCCAGAGCAGUGCAACUUGGGACGCGUCAGGUAGAGGGAGCCACUGGAUAUGGCGACCCCAGGGAAUAUAAGGAUUUCUUGGAGAGCCACGGAAUAAAGUGCUGGCUAGAUAUAGAACAGACUGGAGCAAAUGGUCUGUUUGAAGACAUAGCAGUGGGUCUCCAGAAUGCCAAACUGGUGGUGGCCUGUAUAUCUGACCAGUAUGCACUCUCAGCCAACUGCAACAUGGAGUUUCGUUUUGCCAAAACGGCGCUCAACCUCCCCAUCGUGAUUGUAGCUGUUGGAAGCGGUCUGAACUGGAGACAGUCAGAGGUUGGCAUGUUGUCCAUCAACUAUCCAGUGAUUGCCCAUGACCAGAUGGAGAAACUGUUAGCACUGGUCAAGGAGAACUUGCCCAAGGAUGAUGACCAGAAGACACUGAUCAAAAAGGACGGCAAUGAGAAAAAGAAGCACAAGGAGCAGGUCAACCAGCAGCAGAAGACGAGUUCAUUUCAGGAGCUGUAUGAGCUGGCCCAAAGGAAGUUUUUGCGCCAGGUUGCAAAAUUUGCAAACUCGUUCAACAUGACUCCGUAUCCCCGCCUCAUUGUGAUAGACCAUACAGAUGAAGAGGAGGAAACAAAUGGGGAGGAACAGGUUGAAGAGGUCCAGCCAGUGGAAGAUGACCAAGAAAAGGAGAAAGAGAGUGACCCUCAGGCUGACCCUCAGCAACAGUACUGUUUCAAAAUUUUGUGUGAACAUGAACAGGGCUGGCACAUAGCUGGUAGUGCUGUCCUGGCCAACAAUGUGAAUGAUGCCUUCCUGCACAAGCUAAUUCCUUACCUGGUCCGCAUCAUGGCAAUUGUGAGACACAGUAAAGAUAUAACACUCAACUGUAUCACUGGAGAAAAGGGGGAGAAGUACUUCAAAUGGCUAGAAGAGGCCCCACAAGCAGUAGUGUCUGAGUGGCAAGAGGUGUACAGAGAAUUACUGGAAGAAGUAAUGGCAGCAGACAAAAACAAAUCAAUGGCUGGACUGGCAAGAUGUCAUCUGCCCAAUGGGAAAACAGCCUGGUUGUGUGAAGAGCAUCGUUCUCAUGGCAGAAUAACUGUCCUGAACUCUGACGGUAAUGCUGUCGUCUCGUCUCUAGAUUCUGGGAAAGAGAACAUCAUGCUGAAAGAGCUGAAGGCCCCGGACAAUGAGCUCACACAGAAAUAUAAAGCCAAGAAUGAAGAAAUGGCUGCUGCCAUAAAGGAUAAGAUCAAGAUCGUAGAGAGGAGUAUGCAAUCACAGACAAGUAAACCAGAAACCUCUCCAGUCUCUGACUCUGCUGUCAACCCCAUUGUAGCAGCAGCAGCAGAAGCCAUGUCACUCAGCACCAUCCCCAAGACAUCCCAGAGUAGAAAUAAGGGCAAAGCAAGAUUUAAAGCAGCGGGCAUUGUGGCUGCUGCGGCAGGAGUCAAGAACAAAAGUUCUGCCUGUCAUAUUCUGUAGAGGAAUUUCUUUCUUGUUUUACUAUUUGCUGAAAUGUUAAUGCCUAAUGGAGAAUGAUGAUAUUAUAAUAUGUAUAAAGAUAGGUUCAAAGGAAUCUGGUAUUGCAUUUAGUGCUGAUGGUACUGUUUUUAUUCUUAAUGUCAAUGAGGAGACUUGGAGGUGUGUUGUAGUUGGUUUCUUAAAGCUUUACGGUCUUUGUAUUAAUCGUGAUAAAACUGGGACUAUAUGGAUAAGGUCAAAGCAGUAUGCUAAAGAUAUUCUUUACUCACAAUAUCAAUUAAAAUGGAACAAAAACAGUUCCAAAAUGCAAAGAGUAAAGUUUGAUGUAGAUUUUAGUUAUAUCAUCGGUUUAACACAAAACGUUAAGGCAAGGUCAAGCUUUGUGAAUAAUGUGCUUUUUCAAUAUAGAGUAAGAAAUAUAAAAACUGCUAGGGAAAAAAAUGUAAUUAUAAUGAUGUUACCUUCUUCUGGCUUCGACCGUAUGCCUCUAUCCUUUUCAAACCCAAAAGAAAAACAUGGAGAAUGGAAGAAAUGUCGUUCUUAUCUGUGGAAUGAUAAGCCGAGUAAGAUUAAGAGAUAUAUUAUUUCCAGUGAAUAUAAAGGAGAGGGAACAAAUAUUAUAAGUGACAGACUUUUCAUGCAAUAUUUGAAAAUUCCACGGGUGAGAAGGCUUAUAUUUGAAAACAAGGAGUGGAAAAAUACCAUAGUUAAAUACUUGGGUAUAGAAAAUUGUCACAAAAUUAACACUUUUGGGACAAAUUAUAUUUUAAAAACCUUUAGGAACACAUCAGUGUUUGAAAAUAAGGCACAUAAAAAUAUCAUCAUUAGAUAGCAAGAUAUAGAAAAUUAUAACAAAUUCAUCACUUAUGGUACUGAUCAUACCGGUAUUUCAAAAUUCUUUCAGAACAUGAAAUUUCAAUCUAGGGUAAAUGUUUUAACAGCAUGGAAAGAUCUUUUUAGUGAAAUAAUUUCAAAUAAAAAUAAAGAAUUCUGCAAUCAGUCUUUUAUAAACCAAGGUAUGACAGAAAAGGUAGACUUGUGACCAAGCUUCUUUUGGGUUUGGGAGAAUUCAAUGGUUUUGACAGAACUUCCCAAGAUGUCUGUUGUGAUAAUAUAAAUGAAAAAUUUUUCGAGUUCCAUGGAAUUGUCUCAGAUUUCAAAAGGGGAGUAAAGAAGGACAGGUGUAUUUGGAAAAAUAAGUGAGGUACCUGUGUCUCUUCUAUAUGAUGUUUCUUUUAUUUUGUUUUCAUCAAACUGUGAUAAAGGUUUGAAAACUUGUCAUAGAAUUUUAAGUAAAAUGGAUGUUUAGGAGAUGGCAAAAAAAUGCUAAUGAAUGGAAAGUGUUACUCUACCUGGAGGAAGAAGAGUUUCUUAUGGUUUUGAAAAUUCCUUUUGUAAUUACCAAAAAUUCAGUAUUGCUAAAAUUUAAUUUUUCUUUUCUGAAGGCUUUCACUGAUUUGUAAAUUGAUAUUAUUUCAAAUCAAAUGUUAUAUUUACUCCAUGAGGUACUGAGUGUUUAGGAUAAGCUGCUCUGGAAGAGGUGUUAUUUCUUCAAAAAGAUCUAAGAUUAAAAAAGAUCUGUGAGUGUGCUAGCCAUAAUGCAUGUAUAAAUGAUUUUCAUUAUCCAAGAAGUUUGUUUAAAUAUAGUUUAGUCUUAUUUCUUCUCCACCUGAAGUUUCUUAAUAACCUCCCAUAGAGAUGAAAGAUACAGUGUGGCUAUUUUAGGUUAUUUUCAUCUCCUUGCACAUGCAAACAUAUGAAUUCUGAAAGUGUGUGAGAGUGUUCUUUGCUACUGAUUGUUUUAUUCUGUCGUAUACAUUUUUUUUUGUCUAAAAUAUCUUGUAAUGAACAAGUAUUUUCUUUUCCAUCAUAUUCAUAUGUAUGAAGAUGUAAGGAGCAAAUGGCAAUUUUGAAUUAUGUUAUAUAGUACAUCAACAUUAUAUGUUUUAGUUGCAGACUAUUUAAAAUAUUGAUAACUUUCUGCAAUUGGUAUAGGCAAGUAGUUUCAAAAGCCAGUGAUAUUCACACAUUAUUUUCAUAUAGCUAAUAGAAAUAGCUAUAUAGAAAUUUAACUCUGUGCAAUUAAACAAUUUCUGUAUGUUUUAUAGCAAUCAAAUCUUGCUAAUGGUUACAAAGCUAUUGAUUUCAUUCAGUUAUUGGGGUAUGAUAUAAAGCUUUUGAUACGUAAAAGUUGAAAGAACAGUGUCCCAAGGAAUAAAUUAUGACAUCAUGUUGUCAAAGCCAUACCCAUGGUUUUUACAUAUCAAUUCUGCACAAGUCAAAAUGCACUAUUAUACCUGUGAUAUUGGUAAUAUUAUCAUUAAUUAGUAUAUACAUAUUGUAUAUAUCUGCCUUCUUUGGCUUUGUUAGAGUACUUUGAUAUCUUCACUAUUUUUGAAAUUAUUUUUGAUUGUAUUUUAUCUCUGUCUUUUAAAUAUAUAAAUAGAAUAUUAAAGUCCGUCCAGUUCUAUCUUUUAAACAUAUAGUCUACAUGUAUUUUUAAUGUGUACAUCAGAUAGAAACAUUCCAGUCUUGAGGAACAUUGUUUAUUUGACCAGGGUUAUAGAUACUGACUGUGAUUGUUAUUUUCCCCAGGACAGUACCAUUUCUGUUACUUUUUAUUAACUUUGAUAAAUUAUGUAGCAAUCUUUUAUAUAUAUAUA